This is a messenger RNA of Dovyalis caffra, 2211 nucleotides long. Lineage: Eukaryota; Viridiplantae; Streptophyta; Magnoliopsida; Malpighiales; Salicaceae. The record is from the annotation of a GenBank genome assembly.
AUGAGCUUCCAUGGAGAUUUCCUCAAACAUCAACAACGUCUCCUUCAACUUCUCCAAUCCUGCUCAAAACUUCGCUCUCUUAACAAAACAAAGCCUCUCCAUGCACUCACUAUUACGCUUGGCCCAAACGCAGAUCAAUCCACCUAUAUUUACAACAAUAUCAUCUCUCAAUAUGCACUAUUCAACCAAUUGCCAUCGGCACACAAAGUGUUUGACAAUAUGCCUCAUAGAAACAAAGUUUCGUAUAAUUCCAUCAUUAGCUGUUAUAGUAAAUAUGGUUGUUUAGAGGAAGCUUGGAGAACUUUUUAUGAGAUGAUUGAUUGUGGGUUUAGGCCAAAUAACUUUACUUUGUCCGGGUUAUUAUCAUGUGCUUCAAUGGAUGUCGGACUUGCGGUUAUGUUGCAGGCAUUGGCAAUAAAGAAUGGGUUGUUCAGUAGUGAUGCUUUUGUGGGCACUGCUUUGUUGGGUUUAUUUGGAAAAUGUGGGUGGUUAGUUGAAGCAUUCGAUGUUUUUGAGGAUAUGCCUAAUAAAAGCUUGGUGACAUGGAAUUCGAUGAUAUCGUUGUUGGGGCAUAAUGGUUUUGUGGAAGAUUGUGCUGUUUUAUUUCGUGAGCUUAUUAGGAAAGAGGGUUCUUUGUCUGAAUGUUCUUUUGAGGGUGUUUUAUCAGGGUUGGUGUGUGAAGGAGAUUUGGAAAUCGGAGGACAAGUACAUGGCUUGGUCAUCAAAAGUGGGUUUGGUUGUGAAGUUUUAGUUGUGAAUUCUCUUAUCAAUAUGUAUGUGAAAUGUGCAAGCAUGUACCAAGUGGAGAAAUUGUUUCAGGAAGUAGAUGGUAGGGAUGUAGUAACAUGGAACACAAUAAUUAGCGCAUUCUCCAAAAGUAAUAACCCUGGAAAAGCACUAGAACUCUUCAUGAAAAUGUCUGAGGAUGGAAUAAUGCCUAGCCAGACCACAUUUGUAAGUGCCAUCAACUCUUGCACCCUUUUACAGGUCCUGAUGUCUGGAGAAUAUGUACAUGCUAAAAUAAUGAAAAGUGCUUUUGAAACAGAUGUUUAUGUUGGUAGUGCCUUGGUUGACUAUUAUGCUAAAAGCGAUAAACUGGAUUAUGCCCAUUGCUGCUUUCACGAGAUACAUCAGAAGAAUGUGGUGUCUUGGAAUUCUUUGAUGUUGGGUUAUGCAAAUAAAUGCUCUUCUGCUUCUGUUUCUCUGUUGCUAGAAAUGCUUCAGUUUGGUUUCCGACCAAACGAAUUUUCAUUUUCUGCUGCUCUUAAAUCAGCCUUGUUGUUAGAACUAAAGCAGAUUCAUAGCCUGACUAUAAAAAUGGGUUAUGAGAAUAAUGAAUAUGUAUUGAGCUCCCUUAUUACCUCCUAUGGCAGGAAUGGGGUUAUAUCUGAUGCAUUAAUCUUUGUUAAAGCUUCUGAAACACUACUUGCCGUUGUUCCUUUCAACAGUAUUGCUGGAAUUUAUAACAGAUCUGGCCAAUACUUUGAGACAUUAAAGUUCCUUUCUCAGCUUGAAGAACCAGACACUGUGUCUUGGAACAUUGUUAUUGCAGCUUGUGCUCGCAAUGGAAAUUAUAAAGAGGCUUUCGAACUUUUUAAGCACAUGCAUAUGGCUCAAAUUCAUCCAGACAAUUACACAUAUGUAAGUCUUCUAUGUGUGUGUAGUAAGCUCUCUAACCUUGCUCUGGGCAGUUCUAUUCAUGGUCUCCUCAUCAAGAGUAAUUUCAGUUUUUUUGAUAUUGUUGUCCGCAAUGUGUUGAUAGACAUGUAUGGUAAGUGUGGCAACCUUGAAAGUUCUGUAAAAAUCUUUAACAGUAUGACAGAUAGAAACCUCAUUACAUGGACAGCUCUAAUUUCAGCCCUUGGAGUUAAUGGUUGCGUUCGUGAGGCAUUAGAAAGGUUCAAAGAAAUGGAAUUUCUAGGGUUUCGGCCUGAUAAGGUUGCUUUUAUUUCAGUGCUUACAGCAUGCAGACAUGGUGCUUUAGUGAGAGAAGGGAUACAGUUGUUUGAUAAAAUGAAUAGUCACCGGAUUGAACCAGAGAUGGAUCAUUAUCAUUGUUUUGUGGACUUAUUGGCUAGGAAUGGACAUCUUGAUGAAGCAGAGAAAGUAAUUUCCUGCAUGCCUUUCCCACCAGAUGCCCAAGUAUGGCGUAGUUUUCUUGAAGGUUGCAAGAGACAUAGAAAUACAGAGGAUCAUACAGUGAGAGCCUAA